CCGCGACCCGGGCAUCCAGGCGGACGGGAAUGUGAUGGAAGUGGAAAUCAUCCGCUGCCCUCAAGGUGCUCAUCCCUUUUCCAACAUCAACACCCAAAGUCUACGUCAACUGUUAAAUUGCUUUCACAAACCCAUCUGUCAAACACUGUGGAGAAGCUUUGAUUCAUUCGAUCAGUGUUUGUUUAAGAAACUACGGAAUUAUUCCAGAACAAGUCACAAUGUCUGAAAACGGCGAGGCCAACACCAGCACGAGCCCAACAGCGACCAACUCGGCGGAUGACGCCCGUCAAGAGCUCUCUGUUCAGCUUGAAGACCUUCUAAAUACACUCUCGAACAAGUUCGCCGGUGUCUCCAGCGAGAUCUUCGCCAAGAUGGACGAGAUGUCGAGGCGUCUAGAUAAUUUGGAAUCUCAAAUAAUGGCCGGAAAAGAGAAGCCAAACGGGCCAGCCUGAUUUUGUUUCGUCGUGCAAGUAAACAACCCACGUGCGAAAAGGAGUCGGGUUCAGCGAGAGUCAUGUGUGGGCUAAGACAUUUUAGGAUGAUGGAGUUUGGGUCUUAUACAUAGCAGGCGUGUAAACUAAUAUUUACGCGGGUACAGCAGUUAACGUACAGUAUGCCAUGAUUAUGUUGAUCAGCUAAGACAUGUCUCUCCUUCACUGUCACUUCCGCAACGAGUUGGCGAAACAUGCGUUAGGACCAAACAUUCAUUUAUUCAGAAUUGGAUCUAUUAUUACAAGCAGCC
Molecule: messenger RNA, 742 nt
Organism: Neurospora crassa OR74A
Lineage: Eukaryota; Fungi; Ascomycota; Sordariomycetes; Sordariales; Sordariaceae
Exons: 3
Coding region: 219-452 (77 amino acids)
Molecular function (GO): transcription corepressor activity
Source: RefSeq, a predicted model, not a curated record